This is a messenger RNA of Dermochelys coriacea (leatherback sea turtle), 3845 nucleotides long. It is a transcript of the gene ETFDH, whose product is annotated as electron transfer flavoprotein dehydrogenase. Bases 270 to 2129 code for a protein of 619 amino acids. NCBI's taxonomy places the organism in Eukaryota, Metazoa, Chordata, Testudines, Dermochelyidae. Gene Ontology annotation, biological process: electron transport chain. The transcript has 13 exons. Gene Ontology annotation, cellular component: mitochondrial inner membrane. The record is from RefSeq and is a predicted model, not a curated record. Gene Ontology annotation, molecular function: iron-sulfur cluster binding; electron-transferring-flavoprotein dehydrogenase activity.
GUCUCCCGGCAGGUAGCCUGGCGCGCAGGCGCACUGGGGCGGGGGCGGGGUGUGCACUGUGUGUGGUGAAUGCAAUUGGCCUGGGCUCGCAGCGGCGGGCUGACCCGGAGCUGCAGAGCCCGGGCGCUCGGGGAAGGCAGAGCGGGGACCCCCGGGCGCUUUGGGAGGCGGGGUGUGCGUAGCGGGCAGCGGCAGCGGCAGCGUUCGCCCCUGUUCCGGGCGCUGAGGGGAGGCUGCCCCGUCCCCGGGGGGGCGCCCAGGCAGGCACCAUGCCGCUGCCGCUCUGCACGCUCUCCAGCCAAGCACAUCAUUGUUUGCGUGCUUUAAAGUCAGUAAAAAAAGACAUUCUACUGCCUUUGUAUAUUGCAAGAUGGGCUUCUACUUCCUCUGUGCCUCGAAUCACUACACACUAUACUAUUCAUUCUCGGAACAAAGACAAACGAUGGGAAGGGGUGAACAUGGAAAGAUUUGCAGAAGAAGCUGAUGUUGUUAUAGUUGGAGCAGGCCCUGCGGGUCUUUCUGCAGCUAUUCGACUUAAACAGUUAGCCAAUGAGUAUGGCAAAGAAGUUCGUGUUUGCCUGGUGGAGAAGGCUGCUCAGAUCGGUGCACAUACACUUUCUGGUGCUUGUCUUGAGCCACGAGCUUUGGAAGAACUCUUACCGGACUGGAAGGAGCGAGGGGCUCCACUUCAGACUCCAGUAACUGAAGACAAAUUUGGGAUUUUAACAAAGAAUUCCAGAAUUCCAGUGCCAAUUCUUCCAGGCCUUCCAAUGACUAAUCAUGGGAAUUAUAUAGUGCGCCUGGGGCACUUUGUGAAUUGGCUGGGUGAGCAAGCAGAAGCUUUGGGUGUUGAGGUGUAUCCAGGCUAUGCAGCAGCUGAGGUUCUUUUUCAUGAAGAUGGCAGUGUGAAAGGGAUUGCCACUAAUGAUGUAGGCAUUCAAAAGGAUGGAGCACCUAAAGCUAUCUUUGAAAGAGGUUUGGAGCUACAUGCCAAAGUCACGUUCUUUGCAGAAGGCUGUCAUGGACAUCUUGCCAAACAAUUGUACAACAGAUACAAUCUAAGGGAGAAAUGUCAACCCCAGAGCUAUGGUAUCGGAUUGAAAGAGUUGUGGCUUAUUGAUGAAAAGAAAUGGAAACCAGGAAGAGUGGAACACACUGUGGGCUGGCCCUUGGACAGACAUACAUAUGGAGGAUCAUUUCUUUAUCAUUUAAAUGAAGGUGAACCAUUGGUAGCUCUUGGGUUUGUGGUUGGUUUAGAUUAUCAAAAUCCCUAUUUGAGCCCAUUUAAAGAGUUCCAGAGAUGGAAGCAUCAUCCCAGUGUGGAGCCCACUCUUGAGGGUGGAAAAAGGAUUGGCUAUGGUGCUAGAGCCUUGAAUGAAGGUGGUUUCCAGUCUAUACCCAAACUCACUUUCCCUGGUGGAGUAUUAAUUGGUUGCAGUCCUGGUUUCAUGAAUGUUCCUAAAAUCAAAGGUACACAUACUGCAAUGAAAAGUGGCAUGUUGGCUUCAGAAGCUGUUUUCAACCAACUAACUAAUGAGAACCUCCAAUCAAAGACAAUAGGACUUGAUGUGCCUGAAUAUGAAGAAAACUUGAAGAAAUCGUGGGUGUGGAAAGAGCUCUAUUCUGUUAGGAAUAUCCGACCUUCCUGCCAUGGAGUACUGGGUGUCUAUGGAGGAAUGAUUUAUACUGGUAUAUUUUAUUGGAUACUGAGAGGAAUGGAACCAUGGACAUUAAAACAUCCAGGGCCAGACUCUGAUCAGCUAAAGCCAGCCAAAGAUUGCACUCCUAUUGAAUAUCCAAAGCCUGAUGGAAAAAUCAGUUUUGAUCUCCUGUCCUCUGUGGCUCUAAGUGGGACAAAUCAUGAACAUGACCAGCCUCCUCAUUUGACUCUGAAGGAUGACAGCGUCCCUGUGAACAAAAAUUUAGCUAUAUAUGAUGGGCCAGAACAGAGAUUCUGUCCUGCAGGUGUUUAUGAAUAUGUUCCCCUGGAAACAGGAGAAGGGUUACGGUUGCAGAUAAAUGCUCAGAAUUGUGUGCACUGCAAAACAUGUGAUAUUAAAGACCCAAGCCAGAAUAUUAACUGGGUAGUACCUGAAGGGGGAGGAGGGCCAGCUUAUAAUGGAAUGUAAAUUUGAUCAAAACUAUCCAGUGUACUUCCCGGACAUGUUGUAACCUCACACAAAUAUAUGCUAUGGUGUAACUAAGCCUAUCAUUGACUGAAUGUUAAUUGGAUGGGGUUACUGAGCCAGCUGAAUUUCAUACCACUAUGUGGUAAGAAAUUUCAUUAACCACUAUGUUAAAUAGUGAAUGCAAAGUCAAGGCAGUCGGACAGACCCUAGCCUUAGUUAUGAAAGAAAAUGCCUUUUUACUGGAUCAAAGACGGUGGUGCAGCUUCCCAAGUGCUGUUUUCUGUGACUUACAACUUGAUGCUAGAUCUCAUGCCAAAGUUCAAUGGAAACACCCUGAACCACAGGUGUAAAAAUACAGUGAAAUCUUAUAAUUUAUGGUGAAUUCACAUUUUCUGCUCCUUCCUACCAUGUUCUAUCAAUGCAAUCUUGGUUAAUUUCCACUUGCAUUAGGGAAAAUGAGUCAAGCAAGGGAAUACUGUAUCACUGCUUUCAAAGGUUACAUUAAGUAAACAGGCAAAUAUUAAACAAGCUUCCUGUUUCAAGGGAAGAAACUUUUAAUAAAGCUAGUUUGCCAUAAAAUGUGGUUUUGUGUGAACAACUGAGUUUAUGAAUAAUGUUUACAAAUUGUUUGUUUUAAACAGAACUACUUAUAGUGGUACUGAUGCAUACAUGCUGACUUGCUGCUCUAGUGAAGGAAUUAACGGGAGAAUACUGUACUUCAACUUGCUUCCUGGGUGUUAAAACUGAUGAUCUGGUAAACUUAAGAAUAUCUACCCUGCAAAAGGACAACCAUUAUCACCACUAAUAUGGUUAAGUAUGUGUCUUACUGUUUUCUGAGAGUCACUUUAUCUAUAAAAACAAUUGGAAACCAAAAUUUUUACUUUUAACUUUAGUAUGAAAUUCCAGUUUAAAUAGUAAACAUGGAAAAUCAAUUGAUUGCAGUAUAGGACAGAUAACAGAAGUAACACUUGCCUCAUAUAGUAGGAGUGUUUACAGUGGUGUAUGGAUCAGUCAGUCAGUGCCUAAACUUUAACAAGAAAAAACCUUCACUUAAGCAAACAUCUUAGCAUAAGCUGCUUUUUCCUUUUCCUUUUGAGCCUUUAUCUUCUGUUUCACCUUGAGUGCUUCAGUUUGGAUAGCUGUUUUAAAAAACAAACAAACAUGGCUUUCCACCUCCUAUAGUUGUCCCACAGCAUGAUAUCAAUCACCCAUUUUUAUUUUAUGCUUUACAUAGGCUAAACUGUGUCUGCCUGGAUUCUAAUCAUAGGGGGUAGUUAUCAAGCUGGGUAAUAGCCAAAGAAAUCCUCCCCGACUGUUUUUUCCAUUCAAUUGCAGAAUAGGAUAAAUAGGCUCAGAGAAAUGGACGCAGGAAACAGUAGUGACCCUGAAUUCCUGAUCCAAAGAGUAACAUUCAGUUAAGCAGCAGAGAAUGGAAUCAGACCAGAAAGCAACUUCAGAUUUUUUGGGGUAAAGGAUGCACAAACCCCAGUUAGUUCUUGCUGAAGUAGAACUGCCUGACCUAAGGAGAUGCAUGCCUCUUCCUCUAUUAAAAAACAAACAAACAAAAAAAACAGGUAGAAGACACUUCUCCACACAUACUAGUGGAAGAUGGACAGCUAUCAGCAGCAGACUUUCUCUGUGUGAAAGGGAGUUACUUCAGCACUAAUUCUGUCCUCAUAUUUUGUCAAUGUCUAGAAAGUAGGGACCUCACAAAAU